AAAAUCCCUUUCGCCAAGUACCCACGGGAGUUGUUUAGCUUUUUAUUUCGACACUGUUCUUCAGUUUUUGGCUUUCCAGAAGAACGUUUCCUUCUUUUCACUUUCAGUCUCGGAAAUCUUACCCCAAAACUGAUAACUCAGGUGAGGUUAACGAAUUAAUUUACGUGCCAACUCUCGAGCACCGAGAGUCCCUAUCCCUAAAGUUCGAGUCAUUUAAAAGUUUAGUGCCUCACGGCCUCAGAAAACACCCUCCAUAUAAAACAACCUACAUCUAAGACUAAGAGUUUUCAGAAAUUUGAUCUGAAUGGAACUUUGCAGUCCCUCGUGUAUUUUUGAGCUUCUAAUACAGUGUACUGAGUUCGAGUUUAGUUUAAUUCUUGCCGAUUGGCUUCCUCUUUCUUCGCGUUCCGCGUUCCGCGUUCGACUGCAGCAUGCAGGCUUUUGUUUCACAUCACAUCUUUAUCAUGUUAUUUUGAUACAUGCCGAUCAACAUCGCUCAGAUCGGUAAUCAAAGGAAAUCUUAUGAUCGAUUAUUUUCGAUUUUCGAUUUUUGUCCAUUGAUAAGCAUCGAACUCAAUAGAGAACGAUCAAUUCUUAUAGACUUUCGAAAUUAUCAGCCCUGUUAAUUAAGUCAGUAACUAAUUCUAUGUUUGAUACGAAAACCUAUCUAAUUACAAUUCUUUCUGUCUUUGUUCUCCUAUCUCUUUUCUUUAUUUAGUGUUAAGCAUGUACAGCAUUUACGUUACCAACAAGUCUAGAAAUGGGGUUUAUAUCCGCGUUCAGCAGCAAAAAAUUUCUUCCGUGAAUCCACGUUUCUGCCACGAUUUGUAUGCUAUUCAAAAUGGCAGGGUAAGGGGUGGAGGAACGGUCAGAACUCACUUACUUCAGUGGGGCUUCUGCGAGAUCGCUCCUGAUCAGACCAUAACAGUCGCAGUGGAUAUAACAAAUGAGGGACCACGGAAGUACGCAUCGCUGUAUGCUGGAUCCAAAUUGUGCACCGUGGACUUUGAAAUAAAUUGUCUGAGGUAUGGCUGCCUGUUUGUAAAGAGGAAAGUGCGCGGCAACGACUGUUAUGGAAGGCAAGAAGUAGAAUAUUUCUUUUACCAAGCUAAUCCCCAGCCUGUUUGGAUUCCAGUGGAAGACGGAAACCCGUUACCAAAAAAGAUCAUCAAAGCGGGCACUACAGGUUUUGGUCGAUCUCCUGGAAACGGAGAGAAACCUCUUAAAGUGAUUUUAGACAGCAAUGGCUGUCAGCUUACUAAUAUCUAUACUACUAGUAAUAUAGAGUCGAUCUUGCGUAGUGGCACAUGUCUUUGCGACACAGGCCACGAAUUUGUUCCAGGUAACGUUGGUGAUCCUGUACCUCCCCACGCAGUCAUCGGUGGGGUUAGUGUCCCAGAAGGAUCGCUGUACCUUGGGAGAGUCGGAGGCAACACUCCUUGUGUAAUUGAAGUUGAAAGGGGCAAAGUUAAAUCCUUCUGUUACGGCCUUAUGAAUAAGGUUCAAAGCGGCGAGAUUUUAACUCUAACAAACGAUCCAAACGUUUAG
Molecule: messenger RNA, 1548 nt
Organism: Porites lobata
Lineage: Eukaryota; Metazoa; Cnidaria; Anthozoa; Scleractinia; Poritidae
Source: the annotation of a GenBank genome assembly